AUGGCACCGACUCGACCGCGAGCUGUAGAUGAUUCCCGCUCAGAGACCUCUAGCACCAUUACGAAUCUGAAAGAGAGGGCUACGUUAGGUGCUUUGACGGGCACUGGAGUAUCUAAAGGCAAGAGAAACGCAACAGGGACUGCGAAUAGCACGUUAAAAGCCACCGCCAAUGGCACGGCAACGGACAGUAACGCCGUAGAAAACCUCCCUAAGACAGACUGGAGCUCGUUAUCCCCGUCCACCCUCCUCACAUACCGCACGGCCUACCGCCUUCCGACUGCUUCUUGCUACACACAUCCCCACGCUGAUAUCCUUUACGAAUCGUCGCAGACCGCCCGCCGGGCCCCCACAGCUGUUCUAGCGCGAAAGCGCAUGAGGGAGUUCCGACUACAUCACCGGGAAGAGCCUCAGCCGACCACAUCCACCAAAAAGAAAUCAAAGCCAACCGCCACUGAUAAAGACAGCGACGUCUCCAAACAGAACGAGCUGUCCAAGGCCGCCGCUACAGUCAACAGUAAUGACAGCGGUGGAGGUAGCGAUGAGCCAGGCUCCCCCGACCCGUUCCAGCCCCUUGUGGGCUACCUUCCACCAGUAGAGCAGAUUGACCGGCAGACACCCCAGCUUCUGGCCAUGGCGGUGAGGAAACAUUUCAAUGCACAGCAGCUCAACGAAGCGGAGACGGUUGCGAAAUUCAUAUACGUGGCGCGCAACAGCUCCAGCAGGGGAGCCGUCCGGACCGAAGGCAGCGCGGGCGAUGGCAAUGGGUGGUGGAUGGGUAGUCAAGGGAGAGAAAUCAGGAAAUGUGACGGCGGCGAAGUGGGCUUCAGGUUGAGGUUUCGACCUGGCUAG
This is a messenger RNA of Cyphellophora europaea CBS 101466, 849 nucleotides long. RefSeq lists its product as uncharacterized. Gene Ontology annotation, molecular function: transcription coregulator activity; protein binding. Gene Ontology annotation, cellular component: histone deacetylase complex. Gene Ontology annotation, biological process: regulation of DNA-templated transcription. NCBI's taxonomy places the organism in Eukaryota, Fungi, Ascomycota, Eurotiomycetes, Chaetothyriales, Cyphellophoraceae. The record is from RefSeq and is a predicted model, not a curated record. The coding region runs from base 1 to 849 and encodes 282 amino acids. The transcript has 2 exons.